Cheilinus undulatus (humphead wrasse) is the source of this 3460-nucleotide messenger RNA. RefSeq lists its product as uncharacterized. The record is from RefSeq and is a predicted model, not a curated record. The transcript has 7 exons. The coding region runs from base 381 to 1706 and encodes 441 amino acids. Lineage: Eukaryota; Metazoa; Chordata; Actinopteri; Labriformes; Labridae.
UCCUGUUAAUCAGGCAGUGUUCCAUGGCAGUUACUGGCAGUUGUUGUUAGCUUUUAAGCUAGCCAGGAGUUGUAGUUGAGCCUGAGGUCUUCUUUAUCACCUUUUUGGGGUUUUCUUGAUGGAAAUUUACCGUUCUUUCUCUCAGAGGUGUCCUGGACCAUCCAUCUUCGUUGUUUUCAUAGGUUUUAACAUAUGUUGUUAACUUAAUUGUGAAGAACACUACAAGUCCAAGAUGUAACUUAAGAGUGCAUCUUUCUUUCUGCCAACUGCUCUGGUUGCUCGGCAACAAGACGAAUAGAAAAGAAGAGUAUAAUCUGGCUCUGCUGAGAGUAUGCUUCCAUGAUUUAGAAAAAUAAACUUCCAACACAUAUUAAAGUACCAUGGGUCAGCUGUUUUCUUCAGAAGAGGAGCUUUCCCAGAUGAAAGAUGCAGUUGGUUCUCUCCUCUUCAAAGCCAUGUUUGAAGGCGGUGCUGUGCCUCACCUUAGUGUCGUCCACCCUCUUCUUUUAGCCAAUCCCAGCGAGAGCUCUGAUUCCCGGGCCCGCCUCCAGGAACAAUUGCAACAGCUGCAGAGCAACAUUGGGAACAGGGCACCCACAUAUCUGAGGGAUUUGAUAGGCAGACUGUCAACCUUCUCAGAAGAGCCACGUGUGGCUGGCCUGGUGGGAUUAGUGGUUACAAUGGUGAUGGAUAUGGCCUACUCAUCCACAAAACAGUCAUCUGGUGUGAAAGAGAAGUCAGCAGGAUCAUCAUCAUCCCAGCAGAGAGUGUGGGAGCUGCAGGAAGUGAUGGAGGAGUACCUGAAGCGCUCUAGGAUUAACCUGAAUGACAAAAGCAAGCUGAUCCAGGACUUCGUCAGAUUGGAGGCCCAGAUCAGCUUCACUCUCACCCAGCUGAAGAAGUGUCUGCUAGGGGGAGACUGCGACUCCAGGUCUCUGAGGCACUGGGCCAGUGGAGCAGCAUUUCACACCCAGAUGUUGCUUCACCUCGCAGUUCUUGAGGGUCAAACUGAGCCUCUCUCUGCAAGGGCAGCACUGGAGCAAUACAAUGAAGACCUCACACAAAUUAUACCUGCAUACAGGCGCUUUAAGUCAAAUACACUCUGUGUCAUGAAAUGUCGAGGGGGUCUGUUGGCAUCAGAUGAACCGUCCAGUGAGAUGCCAGAGGAAGGAUCCAUGACAGGACUCACGGUGACAGACAGAGAGAUUGGAAAGAGUGUGACCAUAUCUCUUUCUGCCAUGGAGACAGAGACAGAGAGAAGAAGGGGAGUUUCUGGGCCUGAUGACACCUCUGCAGCUGGGUUCACCUCCAUUAACCUGGACCUGAUCAGCACAGAUCAGUACGCCCAGGCAUACUUGGACUGUCUGUUUUCUGAUAAGGGACCCGUGGCAGAAUUGGAGGACUACUUCCUGAAGGCUAGGAACAACCUGAGGACACUAAGGACUGAACCAAGAUGUCAAAACAAGACCGAUGUAAGAAACGGGAUAAAACAGUGUCAUGAUACGCAACUCAAAGACCAGGCAGAGGGCAUGAGUGAAGAACGAAGAGAAGGUGGGGGCAGAGAUGGUAAAGAAACAAAAAAGGAAGUGAGAGGAAGACAAGAGGAACUGGGGGAGCUGAGAGAUGAGAGGUUGAAGCUGAGUAUUGUGGAGACACAACCUGAUGAGAGCCUUGGUCACAGUCUUCACAGUACAACAAGCACAUGAUCAGACAGCUGCAAUUAUAUGUGUCAUUAUUUUGAAAAGAUAUAAGCAACAGCAUUUAUUGAGAAUGCUUGAAUAAUGGCUUGAUUGACGUUGAAUGGCCAUUUAUUCUGAUUUCUUGGCAAUGCUUAAUUCUUUUUUAAGAUUUACUUUUGGGCCUUUUUGUGCCUUUAUUAGAUAGUGGAGGACAGUGGAUAGACUCAGUAUCAGGGUUGCCUCCCUGUGGAGGACUUCCGGGCACAUCUAACUGGGAGGGGACCCAGAGGCAGACCCAGAACUCAGUGGAGGGUGUUUGUAUCCCAUGUGGCCUGGGAGUGCCUCGGAAUCCCGCUGCUGGGGAGAGGCAUGUCUGGGUUGACUUACAUUGCCUACUGCCACCAGAAUCUGACAUCAGAUAAGCAGAAGAAGAUGGAUGGAUGGAUGGAUGAUGUCUUUGCACUUAAUUUAUCAUUAAAAUAAAAGAAACACUGAAAUAAAUCCAAUAAAAAUAUGAUAAAUUAUCGCAUUGAAAGAGUGACAAGACAAUAUAAGGCAGUACAGGAGAAUUUUCAUUUUUCCAUGAUGUUUAUUACUACAUAUAGUCAGACAGACGUCCAUUUCUGGGGGCAGUUAAGGACUCUACUCCUCAUGAUGCACACAUUUAUUUUUGAACUGUCCAGUAGUCUUUAUUCUGACUUUUAAAGAUGAAGUAGUUACAGUUCUGAAACAGCAUAGCCGUGGCAAACAGGUUUCCAUGGUUACUGAUUGCUACUGUAACAGAGAUUUCUGUGCUGCUGAUUUCUGUGCCGUUUCUGUGAGAAACAGUAACAUAUUGAACACCUUCACAACGGCUGUCUAACUGUGUUAAAGGCAGGACUCUGUUUUCUGUUUUUUUUAACCAUCAAAGUCCUGGACUUGGCUGAAAAUGGACUUAAAUCACUCAGAUGUGGCUUUACAAGCACAUCUACCUCUCUUCCAACCUGUAAAGACCAUCAGCCUCCCAUGUAUGUGAAAGGAAAUGUAUGGUGAAAAUAGAGGACACUUUGAGUGACGUUCACAGGAAACAUGGUACUUUCCAUUAAGUGUUUCUCUCGGCAGAGGUUGAAAAUGCUCUCUCUCUCUCGUUCUCUCGCUCUCUCUCUCUGUAUGAUGGUGUGUGGUGCAGCAGGUGGGCGGGCGGCACAGAAAGAAGCUCUUGUGUGGUGGAGCUGGCAGUGCUGUGUUAAUGCCAAGCUAGGGAAGGAGUGUGUGUGUUUGGAGUUUUGUGUGGGUGUGUGAGGAAGAAUUAGGAAGUGUUUGUGUAUAUUUUUAAUAGAUUGAGUAGGAUUAUGUGGAGAUGUAAAGAAUUAAGCUAUUUCUGAGUGUUGUUGAAAAUGGUGGAGAAAUCAUAUGUGUGUGUGGCUCUGUAAAAAGGAAGGUGUGUGAGUUACUUUGAAAAUAAGUGCUAAUAAUAAUGGCAGCACAGGGAGAAAGAUGGAGAGUGGAACAAGUGGUUGAGUGUUUUUUUUUCUUCUUUGUGUUUGUGUGUCAGGUCUCGCUAGCUAUCAAUGAGUCACACUUCACAGCUUCAAUUACUGCUCUCUGCUCUGCUAAUGCUGUCUGAUUGGUGUUAUUACUCUCCCGCUCUUUUAUUCUCUUCCACCAUCUCCAUUUUUCCUUUUCUCCCUCUAGCUAUCAGUCUGGUGGGACUUUAUUAUACAGUGUAAUGUAACGCUGACUGGUUUUAUACACACAUAAAAACAGUCAUGUAAAACACAGAUACCAAACAGCACAAUAAA